This is a messenger RNA of Micromonas pusilla CCMP1545, 491 nucleotides long. RefSeq lists its product as uncharacterized. The transcript has a single exon. Lineage: Eukaryota; Viridiplantae; Chlorophyta; Mamiellophyceae; Mamiellales; Mamiellaceae. Gene Ontology annotation, biological process: respiratory electron transport chain. Bases 29 to 421 code for a protein of 130 amino acids. The record is from RefSeq and is a predicted model, not a curated record.
GCGCGAGGAGAGGAAGAAGAGAGACGGGAUGUCGCAUUUCUUCAUCCGGCAGUCGCGCGCGUUGCUCGGCGCGGUGAAGCAGACCACGGGGAUCGUCGGUCUGGAGCCGAUCGCCGACGGCAGAGGGGCGCUCGGCGCGAUCGUCGCGCGCGUGCUGACCGAGGUCAAGACGCAGAUCCCCGAGGAGGCGGGGUACCGCAAGGUCGUCGAGUCGGUGUACCGACACAGGCAGAAGAUCAUCGAAGAGGUGGAAGAUCCCGCGCAGAUCGAGGCGCGAAUCGGAUGCGGCCAGAUCGAGGAGCUCGUCGCGCAGGCGAAGGACGAGCUCCGCUUAAUUCCGAAGAUGGCGGAGACGAAGCCGUGGGAAUUCGAUCACGCCAUCAAGUCGAUCGCGCCGCAAGGGAAGACUUUGGACGAGUGACGAGACGAAGCGAAAACGACGACGACUCGCUCUCGAAGUACCGCGUUGUAAAGUAAACCAACCACACGAC